Messenger RNA from Sardina pilchardus (European sardine), 1086 nucleotides. RefSeq names its product transmembrane ascorbate-dependent reductase CYB561 (gene cyb561). The record is from RefSeq and is a predicted model, not a curated record. NCBI's taxonomy places the organism in Eukaryota, Metazoa, Chordata, Actinopteri, Clupeiformes, Clupeidae. Gene Ontology annotation, molecular function: oxidoreductase activity. The transcript has 6 exons. Gene Ontology annotation, cellular component: lysosomal membrane. Bases 322 to 1086 code for a protein of 254 amino acids.
AUAGCCUAGGCUACCGCUCACCGUAUCUUACUAAUGCAUGAAGAGCAGAGAAACAACAUGCUUAUAUGAAUAGUUCUGAAACACGACAUGUAUACCACAAACAAUUAAUGACGAAUUUGACGAAUAACUGAAUGUGCAGCUGAAAGUAAAACAAAGUGCGCACGCAACGCAAGUGUGAGGAAAAGCUCCAGAAAAAAAGAAACUGGUAGGAGGAGGAAACGGAGGAAAAUAAUUUUCAGGAAGACCGCCUGGUGACCUGGUACUGAGGACAGAGGCUUUUUGAGGACACACCUGUAGCUGUAGACCUACUGUAGCGAGGUGAUGGAGGAGGAGGCAGCUUCUCGGAGUUGGCGAGGGGCGAGUUCUCUGCCGUGGUACGUCGCGGGCUCCCAGCUGCUGGGCGUGGCCAGCGUGGUGAUAACGGGCGUGUGGAUGGGCCACUACCGCGGCGGCUACGCCUGGGACGGCUCCUCCCAGGAGUUCAACGUGCACCCUCUCUGCAUGGUGCUGGCCAUGAUCUUCCUCUACGGAGACGCCAUUAUGGUGUACCGCGUGUUCCGAAAUGAGCCCAAACGCAGUGUGAAGAUUCUUCAUGGUGCACUACACUUCCUAGUGCUUUUCAUAAGCAUUAUCGGAAUAGUGGCCGUGUUCCAGUUCCAUGACGCUAACCACAUCCCUCAUAUGUACUCUCUGCACUCCUGGUGUGGAAUGCUCACUUUCGUCUUAUUUAUCGCACAGUGGCUGCUGGGGUUUUGCUUCUUCCUGUUUCCGGGGACAGCGAUGUGGCUGCGGAGCCUCUACCUGCCUCUGCACGUGUUCUUCGGUCUGUCGCUGUUCGGCCUCGCCGUCGCCACCUGCCUGCUCGGCAUCAUGGAGAAGCUCCUCUUCUCCAUCUCAGACACCUACUCGUCAUAUGCUCCUGAGGGCAUUCUGGCCAACACUCUGGGCAUAAUGCUGGUGACAUAUGGAGUGAUGGUAGGGUACGUGGUGACCCGUGAUGAAUUUAAACGCCCGCCUCACCCUGAAGAAGAGGCCUUGUCUGUGCACUUUAAGACCUUAACAGAGGGGGGAGCUGUUUCUCCUUGA